GGAGAGUCCCGUCGAUAUGGCCGAAAAAAGGAGAGAGGCCAAGAGAGAUAACCGGACUCUGGUCGAGUUGGGAAAGUGUUGCAAUUUCGUAGGGGAAAAAGUGCAAACGAGCCCGUGCGUUGGAAAGUUCGCGGAGUGCUUUUGUGAGCGCGUUUCCCCGGUCUGUAUUAUCCUCUUGGAGUGCUCGCCAUGACGUUGAUCUGAAAUCGUAGGACAACACAUUGAUCCCGAUGUUGGUCUCAGGACUGUGCCAAUGUAGUUUUCGCGCUUUUCAUCAGGAGAGAUUCCGGGGAGGCAACUCGUGGAUACCGAAGAAAGCUUCAAACCUGUUUGAAGCUUUCGAGGUCGUAUUCAUGGAACUAUGAACCUGGACUCGUUGUCUUUUACUUUGUCACAAAUCAGUUAUUUGGUUGACAAUUUGUCCAAGAAAAAUUUUCGAGAAAGCGCCCAGGAGAUAUCUCUUUUGGUGCAGUGGAAAGGUCUGGAGGCAGACAGACACUUGCUGCGUUGCUUGUUCUCGUACGUCGACUUCUCGGUAGGAGAACCGUUGGAACCAAGUUCAAAAGACUAUUAUCAAGUGCAACUGUUGAAGCAAGAGUGCACCAAUCUACUGUGCAAGCCAUCUCUCGUCUCCAAUCUUUGCUACGCUAUAGAUCAUCCGCUGCGACGACAAAAGACUUUACAUCCGUCCCCAAAGUUUUUUCUCCAAUUACGUAAAGUACUUGGUUUAACUCUGGUGCAGGAGGUUGCCUUUGCGAUCUGUCUGCAGCACUCUGAAAACUUGGAGAUCAGAACCUUGGCACUCGAGCAUAUUCAGAAACAAUUACCUGAAUUGAUAAAAAACUACGUUAAUUCAGAGAUUGGUAACAAACACCACGAAGAAGGACUGCACGAUUCGUCUCCAGAGGUCCUCCACCUGAUCCUUUCACAGGUGUUUCCAGAGCCUAAUCGAUUUGGACUUGCUGCCGAAGCAAAAGAAAAAUUUCUCAAGAACUUGCGAAGAGAUUUUCCCCGUGAACUGGUACCAGUGGUGCUAGCACCACUUUUGUAUCCAGGUGACGGGGAAACACCACAGACCACUAUUGAAUUAAAUAUGGCUGCAAAUCAAAUGGUACGAUGUUUCGUGCGCAAAAAUCGGAACGUACACAGUUUUUACUCGUUGACAUUUUUACAUUUGGUAUUUCAGGAGGGAAAUUCUUUGGUGGAGUUAAUUAUGGAGUUGGGAUAUGGAUUCACAAGUAGCGUCGAAGAGUGUCGAUCGGCCCUGGCGGGUUUGGGUGCCAGGGAAAUAUCUCCGGCCUGCGUCGCUCGAGUUGUGUCGCACAUGGCUCGCACUUGCAGCGGACUGGACGAUGCCGGAGGUUUACAGUCCUUCUGGGGAAGCUCCGCUGGUCAGGAUUCUAACAAAGAAAAGUCAUCGGAUGGUAGUACACCUACCACAUGGAACGUCGAAGUCUUCAUACAGAUGCUUAAAGAAACGCAUUCGACGCUCUCUUGGAACGAAGUGAUCGUUAAGCUCGAUCACUCCGAUUUUAUCAUCAAGGACAGGCAAGGCUUGAAUCUCUUGAUAACGGGUCUCAGGCUCGGUCUUCAACAUCAAGGCUAUCCUCCGGAUAUGUUUCCCGUGGAGUUGUUUUAUCGGCAUUGGGACAACGUCGAGGGCCAGUUUUCUCUGGUGCAGCAGAUCUUGAAAAGCCCCGAUAUAUUCUGUUUUGCCGACUACCCUUACCACUCGGUAACCGUCGACGUCUUGAAAGCGGCACCCGAGGGAGAUAGCAAAGAAGCUCAGACCUGGAGAUCUCUGAACGUCAUCGAAUUGCUCCUGCACAUGGCCGAGCGGGGACUAUACGGCCCUGUGCAAGAGAUAUUCAAGUGGCCAGUUCUUCACUGCCCCGACGUCCUGGUUCUGGCUUUGCUACAAAUCAAUCCACCUAUAACGAUGUUCCGGCAAGAGUUGCUCACGGCUCUGAUGCCCAUUUUUAUGGGGAACCAUCCCAAUUCCGCGGUUAUUCUUCAUCAUGCCUGGCACAAUAAUUAUACCAAAAUGAAAUCCAUCAUCAUGCACACAAUGGCCGAGUAUUAUCGACGGGGCGAUCACGAUCAGACCAGAUUGUCGCGAAUUCUGGACGUCGCCCAGGACCUGAAAGCUCUCUCCACGCUACUCAACGCUCAAUCCUUUCCCUUUGUCAUUGACCUAGCCUGCUUGGCAUCUCGGCGGGAAUACUUGAAAUUGGAGAAAUGGCUUACCGACAAGAUCAGAGACCACGGGGAAGUCUUCGUCGCCGCGUGUGUGAAAUUCUUGCAGCGAAGAUGUCCCCAAGUCAUGGGCCCGGGCAUGAAGGAAGAUCCUAACACCCCUAAAGCUAGCCAACUGCCUCAGGAAACGCUUACGACGAUACUCGCCUGCCUGCAAGUUUGCGCUGGGAGCGUGUCGCAAGAGUGUUCGGAAGCGAUAAUGACCAUGGUACAAAAUUGUAGUCUGAUGUUAAGCAAGGCCAGCAUGAGUAGACCUCCUCCACCGGGAGUCCUGAGACACCGAGGGUUGGAACCGUUCAAUCCGGCAACGCUGGGGGGUCAGCUCUUCUCGUCGAAGCAAGUGGAUCCCCUGGCGAAUCUCAGCUCGAGCUUGGCCUCGAUGGCCCUGGGCUCCAGCCUGGGUCCACCGAGCAGUUCGGCCUUUAAUCUGCCCGGAGCCCUGGGGCCCCUGGUCUCGGCGCCGGGCUCUCCGUCGCGACUGAUGGGUCCCUCGCCCAGUCCCUUCCCGAUGCUGCCCCUGUCUUCUCAGCUGCACUCCGGUCCGGUAGGGACGCAGGGUCCGUCCAUAGUGCCCGGAGGCACCACGAUCAGUGGCCUGGGUCGCCUCGGCCCGCCGACUGGAAUCGAAAAGGCACGGCCCCCGGAGACGUCCAACCUGUUCCCUGACAUGGCGCAGAACGUGUCGAAGGAGAUCGAGGACGAAGCCAACAGCUACUUCCAGCGGAUAUACAAUCACCCGCCUCAUCCGACUCUUUCCAUCGACGAGGUGCUCGACAUGCUCAAGAAGUUCCAGGACUCAAGCAGCAAAAGGGAAAGAGAAGUCUUUAACUGUAUGUUGCGGAACCUCUUCGAGGAGUACCGCUUCUUUCCCCAGUAUCCCGAUAAGGAGCUGCACAUCACUGCCCAGCUCUUCGGGGGGAUCAUCGAGAGAGGGCUCGUCAAUAGCUGCAUGACCCUCGGCCUGGCGCUGAGAUUUGUCCUCGACGCUCUGAAGAAACCCGAAGGUAGCAAGAUGUACUACUUCGGCAUAGCCGCGCUGGAUCGCUUCAAGAGCCGGUUGAAGGAAUACCAGAAUUAUUGCGAGCACGUUAGGGCGGCCAUUCAGCACUUCAGCGAGUUCCCGCCGCAUCUGAUCGAGUACGUCGAAUACGGUCUGCAGGGACAAGAGCCUCCCACCAGGCCCCAAGGACCAGUGCUUCCGAAGACCUUGGCCGCGAUCCUGGCUCCCGUUACGACACCCUAUAAAACUAUUACGACGACCACGAUAACCACCAGCACGACCCAGUCCAAACCCUCGACGACGCCCACCACGUCGCUCUCGGCUCGACCGUCGAUAGCGAACGCGACGAAUAUCGACACUCUGCUGGUAGCAACGGACAAGGAAGAAAAAAUCACGAGCCCUCCGGAAGCUCUACAGGAUAAGACUGCGUUUAUUUUCAAUAAUCUCAGUCAGCUGAACUUGCAACAGAAGUGCGACGAGAUUCGGGAGAUCGUAACGGAAGAAUAUUGGCCGUGGAUGGCGCAGUACUUGGUCAUGAAACGAGCCAGUAUCGAGCUAAACUUUCACGCCCUGUAUUCCAAUUUCCUGGACUGCUUGAAGCUCGCCGAAGUUAACAAAAUGGUCACUAGGGAAACCUUUAGGAACAUUAAGGUAUUGUUAAGAAGCGACAAAGGCAUAGCAAAUUUUUCGGACCGAUCGCUGCUGAAAAAUCUUGGCCACUGGUUGGGAAUGCUCACUUUAGGAAGAAACAAACCAAUUCUGCAGCAGGUUGAUAUAGACCUAAAAAGUCUACUCGUCGAGGCGUAUCACAAAGGGCAGCAGGAACUUUUAUACGUGGUGCCUUUCGUGGCUAAGGUUUUGGAGAGUUGUGCAAAGAGUCGGGUCUUUCGACCACCGAAUCCCUGGACGAUGGCCAUCAUGAAUGUCUUGGCGGAGCUACAUCAAGAACCGGAUUUGAAAUUGAACUUGAAAUUCGAGAUCGAAGUUUUGUGCAAGAACCUCAGCAUCGAUGUAUCCGAAUUAAAGCCGGCGAUCUAUUUGAAAGAUCCCGAAAAACUGCGCAAUUUGGAAUACCAGUUAUCACAUCCCAACAAGAAAGUCGAGCCGCCAGGUAAUCCUCCGCAAAGCCAAGGUCCGAUUAAAGAAUUAGUAGGUCCAGCUACAACUGCGACGAUGGUGCCUCAGCCAGCACCUCCGGUUAAUACGACGCCUUCGUUGCCCACGGAGACCCCGGAGCCUCGGUUCAAUUAUAUGGAUAUAUCCGUUACGGGCAUUGCCAACAUCUCUCAGCAUAUCACAAUCAAUAAUCAACUGCCUUUAUUCCAAACUCAUCCACACCUGAAGCAAUUCGUUCGCCCAGCGGUUGAAAGGGCUAUUCAAGAAUGGAUUCACCCAGUGGUCGAUCGAUCCAUUAAAAUAGCUUUGACCACUAGCGAGCAAAUCGUCAGGAAGGACUUUGCCCUGGAUCCCGAAGAGGCACGAAUGAGAACGGCGGCUCGGCACAUGGUCCGAAAUCUGACCGCCGGGAUGGCCAUGAUUACCUGCCGCGAUCAGAUACUCGCCUCGAUCGGCACGAACUUGAAGCAAGCCUUCAUCACCGCCAUGAUGGCGACGACGCCCCAACAGAAGGAAAGCGCCGAACAAGCCGCGAACGUCGUAGCUGCCGACAACAUGGAGUUGGCGUGCGCGUUCGUGCAGAAAACUGCGAUCGAAAAAGCCAUACCCGAAAUGGACAAGCGUCUGCUGAACGAGAUGGAACUGCGUAAAAUCGCUCGACAGGAGGGUAGGAGGUACUGCGAUCCGUUGGCGAAAUAUCAGGCCGAGCGUAUGCCCGAACAGAUCCGCCUAAAGGUCGGUGGCAUCACCCUCCAGCAGAUGGCCGUUUACGAAGAAUUCGCCAGGAAUAUUCCCGGGUUCUUGCCCCUCUCCGAACGGGACACUCAGGCCCUCUUCAUGCCCAAACCUAUUACGGAGCCAUCCGUGACGGCCUUCGCGAGCAAUCCCGUAGUCGCGGUGGCGACCGCCCAGCAGGUCGCGGCGUACGCGGCCGCGGUCAGCAACGACGAGGUCGGCGCGAUGCUGGAAAAGCUGGCCACGGAGGUGGAAGUAUUGCUCGCAGCGAUGGGUCCUGCCGCGCCUCCUCCUCAACACGCGGCUCUUCACAGUCUCCUGGAAGCCAUCAUCCUCACGAGACGCUCCAGAGGGGCCGGUGCAGCCAUGGCGCUACUGAAAAAAGCCGUGGAAGGACUGCUAGACAGCCCGGCCAUCUCGAGCGGCGUGGUGGACUCGGAGAUCACGAUGCGCUACCGGGAGCUGCAUCUACGUAUCCUCGCGUGUUUGCAAGACCCUAGAGCCUACGGAAUGCAGUGGACGAAUAAGCACGUGACUCGUUGCCUGACGGAAUGCAGGGAUGAAUUUCGAUACAACUUUGAAGCCGUCGAUUGUCUCGUCAGGUCGCACCUAUUGAGUCUUCCUCAGUACGACCUGGCCUUGGCCCAGGCGAUGGAUGCGGGGAACGCGAUGGCGACCGCCUUCGCGAUGCAGCUGGUGCAGCUGUACCUGAUCGACGAGAGACAGACCACGCACGUCUCGGAGUCGGACCUUUGCCACACGAUCGACAUUCUCACGAGGAUGACCCAGCUGCGAGCCCCUCCGGAAGGCAUCUCCCUGUUUAGGCUGACCAGUCUGAUGGAGUCCCUCCGCGUGAACCAAGACCCGAAUCUGCUGGUCGACAGAGCACCUGCCGGGCCCACUUCGCACAUUCACACUGGAAUCCACCAGGUGAGAGCUCGCGAUUUCGACGACCCUCCGGGCCUGACGGAAAAGACGGAAUACCUGCUUCGAGAAUGGGUCUCCAUGCAUCACAACCCCGCCAACGCCAGAGACCCGACCAAGGCCUUCGGAAUGUUCGUCCACCAGAUGAAUAUCCACGGAAUCUUGAAAACGGACGACCUCAUCACGAGGUUCUUCAAGCUGAGCACGCAGAUGUGCGUGGACCUAUGCUAUCGGGCGCUCGCGGAGACGAACACGGCGCCCUCGGUGGUGCGAGCCAAGUGCUUCCACACCCUGGACGCGUUUGUGCGACUGGUGGCCCUCCUCGUCAAGCACUCGGGGGACACGAACAAUACGCACACCAAGAUCAACCUGCUGAACAAGGUGCUGGGAAUUGUUGCCGGCGUCUUGCUUCAGGACCACGAGAUGCGCGGAACCGACUUCCAACAGCUGCCCUACCACCGGAUCUUCAUCAUGCUCUUCCUGGAGCUGUGCGCCCCGGAGCCGGUCCUCGAGGCCGUUAACUAUCAGGUUCUGACGGCGUACUGCCACACCCUGCACAUCCUGAGACCCGCCAAGGCUCCGGGAUUCUGCUACGCCUGGCUCGAGCUGGUCUCUCACCGAGUCUUCAUAGGACGAAUGCUGGCCAUCACGCCGCAACAGAAGUGCUGGGGAAUGUACUCUCAACUGCUCAACGACCUCUUCAAGUAUCUGGCUCCGUACCUUCGCAACGCCGAGCUGGCCAAACCCGUUACCUUGCUGUACAAGGGCACCCUCAGGGUCCUUCUGGUGCUGCUCCACGACUUCCCGGAGUUUCUUUGCGACUACCACUACGGGUUCUGCGAUGCGAUCCCGCCCAAUUGCAUCCAGAUGCGGAACCUGAUUCUCAGCGCCUUCCCUAGGAACAUGAGGCUGCCCGACCCCUUCACUCCCAAUCUGAAGGUCGACAUGCUGCAGGAGAUUGCGCACCCACCAAGAGUUAUCACGAAUUACUCGUCCACGAUUCAACCGCUGAGCUUCAAGAAGGAGCUGGAUUCUUAUUUGAAGGCCCGAGCGCCGGUUACGUUCCUGUCGGAGCUGCGCAGCAACCUGCAGGUCUCUCAGGAAGCCGGGAUGAGAUACAACAUACCUCUGAUGAAUGCCUUGGUCCUCUACGUCGGCUCUCAGGCCAUUAUCUUCAUCAGGAGCAAGGGUCACACCCCCAACAUGUCGACGAUCACGCACUCGGCGCACAUGGACAUCUUCCAGAAUCUGGCCGUUGACCUCGACACCGAGGGCAGAUACCUCUUCUUGAACGCGAUCGCGAACCAGCUCAGAUACCCUAACAGUCACACUCACUACUUCAGCUGCACCCUCCUCUACCUCUUCGCCGAGGCCAAUACCGAGGCCAUACAGGAGCAGAUCACGCGGGUCCUUUUGGAGAGACUCAUCGUUAACCGACCUCAUCCUUGGGGUCUGCUCAUCACCUUCAUCGAACUCAUCAAGAACCCCACCUACAAGUUUUGGACGCACGAGUUCGUACACUGCGCACCCGAGAUCGAAAAAUUGUUCGAGUCGGUGGCGCGAUCGUGCAUGGUCCAAAAGCAAGUGCAGCCCGCUCCGGAAUCGGAGAUCCCCGAGUGAUAAGACGUUCUCCCAGGUUCCCGUAUGUCGAGCACCUUGUGUACAGUGACGAGAAGAUACCGUAAAGAUAAGGAGCGCGUGUAAAAAGUCGUUGAACUACGUGUAGGUGUACCAUAUGCAUCUCGAGCCGUAGACGCUCGUUCGUUUUUUUUUUCUCCCCUUUCUUUUUCCGGCGAGCAAAUACGAGGUAAUCGUCGAGGGAAUGCCGUAUCCCGGAGAGGUGGGACUAGCGAUAAGCGAUGGAGUUUCAAAUGUUAAAUAUUUUAAUAAUCAAUUCAUCGCCGAGAAGCAACUCUUCGGUGAUAGAAAUUGUAAAAAGGAAUAUAUAUAUACAUAUAUAUAUUUACGGACGGACACGUACAUGAUGUUCUGUAAACGACUUUACGGAGAAGCAUCGGACGGGCUUUGAGUCGAACCGAAUGCCGCGUGGAAGCGAACCGUCGGACGGUCUUUACUUCCCUUAACGGUUUGCCUCCACGAGAGCUCCGGCUCCGUCGUCGCCGAGAAGGGCGAAAACGGUGUUCACCGGAGUACCGGAAAUGAAUCAUCUUUAAUUUCUAUUAGCGAUUAACGCGUAUCGAGGAUAAACGGCACAAGUCAAGCACCAGAUACGGUCAUUCGUCGCCGCUCGAGGGAUAGCCCGAUCUCGCCGGCUGGAGAGCUGUGAUUCGUAGUGUUUUCUCAAAAAUUAGUUUUACUCUCCAGAGGCGUCGGCCCGAGAGCGAACCUCCGUACGAACGUGUUGUACAUACAUAUUAUCUAACGUAUAUGCGUCGGUACUCUCUGGAAUACGGGGAAACGCGGAGAAACGGGGAAAGGGCGCCUUCGCGAGUCUCGAGUUGCAUCGAGUUAAGAAAUCAGGGACGACGGUGACACUUUGUGGAAUCAUUUAUUCGACGUAUUUGUUGGAUGCAACAGGUGGGGGUGUGCUUCGGGACUCCGAGAUCUUGAGUGCCGCCCUCCGCGUCCGAGGACCUUGGACGGUCGGGUUCUUGGCCCGUGUAAGCGGUACUCGACGGUAUUAUCUUGUGUAAAGAAAAGAACGUUCAAUUACAAUUUCGUAGUAUCUUAAUCUUGCAGUACUUUCCUGUCUACCUCGACAUGGGGAACGGCUCUUUAUCCUGUAAAAUGGAAAUUGUGUAAAAGAGAACUCGUUUGUA
This is a messenger RNA of Orussus abietinus, 8811 nucleotides long. It is a transcript of the gene Not1, whose product is annotated as CCR4-NOT transcription complex subunit 1. Bases 362 to 7651 code for a protein of 2429 amino acids. Gene Ontology annotation, cellular component: P-body; CCR4-NOT core complex. The record is from RefSeq and is a predicted model, not a curated record. The transcript is spliced from 18 exons. NCBI's taxonomy places the organism in Eukaryota, Metazoa, Arthropoda, Insecta, Hymenoptera, Orussidae. Gene Ontology annotation, molecular function: molecular adaptor activity. Gene Ontology annotation, biological process: nuclear-transcribed mRNA catabolic process, deadenylation-dependent decay.